This is a messenger RNA of Racocetra persica, 163 nucleotides long. The record is from the annotation of a GenBank genome assembly. Lineage: Eukaryota; Fungi; Glomeromycota; Glomeromycetes; Diversisporales; Gigasporaceae.
AGUAUGGAAUGAGCAUCAUCUUUUUGGCCAUGAGUUUCAAUGGAUAAUUGCAUUGUUUGGCAUGGUUGCAAUGAACAUAAUUAAUUGUCAAUUAUUUUCGCAACUGUGGAAUGCUGAUUGGGGUAGAGAUGUAAUUGGAAUGGAAAGACGGAAAAUACAAUGA